AUGCUCAAAGAUGUCGCUUCCUUCGCCGCCCAAGUCCCGCUGCCCCCAGAAGUGUUCUCCUACAGCUACAGCACGGCCGGCGGCGCCUGGCUUCGCGCGGCGCUGGCUUCGCAUUUGAACCUCACAUUCAACCCCCACGCCCCGCUGACGAGUGACGACGUCCAGCUCGCGUCGGGCGCGACGGCUGUGCAGUGUAUUCUCGCUUUCGCCCUGGCGUCCCCCGGGGAGGGAAUACUCGCUUCGCGACCCGUGUACGGACGCUUCGAGCUCGACUUUGGCAACGAGAUGGGCGUGGAGGUGGUGUAUGCCGAUACGACGCCCGAAACCUGCUUCGAGCCGGAUGUGGUGGAUGCUUUCGAGGCCGCGCUGCAGAGGUCUCACGAACGGGGAAUCAGGAUCAGGGCGGUGAUGAUUGUGAACCCGAACAAUCCGCUAGGGAGGUGUUACCCGCGCGAGACGCUGGUGCGAAUCAUGCGGUUCUGCGAGAAGCAUCAAAUCCACCUGGUUAGCGACGAGGUCUAUGGGUUGUCUGUGUUCUCGUCGUCGGGACCGUUGCCGACGUUCACGUCUGUGUUGUCCAUCGACCCUGAAGGAAUCAUCGACCCGGACCUGGUGCACGUAGAGUACGGCCUAGCCAAGGACUUUGCGGCCUCGGGAAUGCGUCUUGGGGCGCUGGUAUCGCGGAACAGGGCGCUUCAUGAGGCGUUUUCGAGUGUUGUGCGGUUCCAUAGUCCCGCGGGGCCGUCUGUUGCGGUUGCGACUGCAAUAUUCGAGGACCGGGAGUGGCAUGAUCGGUUCAUCUCCCAGUCCAGAGAGAGAAUUGCCGCAGCGUAUGAGUUUGUGACUGGAUGCUUGAGAGAUAUGGGGGUAGGGUAUCUUGAGGCGAACGCGGGAUUUUUUGUUUACAUCGACUUAUCACCAUGGUUGCCGCCUCGAGAAGCAUAUGAGUCCGAGCAGGAACGGGAGUUUGCGGUGGCGGAGAGCAUUCUGGCAAAGGGUGUGUUUUUGCACCCUUGCGAGGAGCAUUGUCUUGCGCCUGGAUGGUUUCGGUUGGUGUACACCCAGCCAGAAGAAAUUGUCGGCGAGGGCCUGAAGAGGUGGGUUGAGAGUAUGAAUGGCAAGGGCUCCAGCUAA
This is a messenger RNA of Colletotrichum spaethianum, 1134 nucleotides long. RefSeq names its product 1-aminocyclopropane-1-carboxylate synthase-like protein 1. Gene Ontology annotation, molecular function: transaminase activity; pyridoxal phosphate binding. The coding region runs from base 1 to 1134 and encodes 377 amino acids. Lineage: Eukaryota; Fungi; Ascomycota; Sordariomycetes; Glomerellales; Glomerellaceae. Gene Ontology annotation, biological process: amino acid metabolic process; biosynthetic process. The record is from RefSeq and is a predicted model, not a curated record. The transcript has a single exon.